AGCGACACCACUGCGGCGUAAAGGAGCGAGAAGGAAAGAAAAACGAGAGCCGACAAAAGUCUUUGGACUAUGUACAGAUUUACAUUUGCAGUUUUCCUCCUGGCUCUGGGUUGUCUUGUCUGCGAAGGGGGUAACCAGUGUUGUUCAGAGCCAUGUCACAACAGGGGUGUUUGCACAGCGCUUGGAACUGAUAAUUACGAGUGUGAUUGCACUCGCACAGGAUAUCAUGGACAAAACUGCACAACACCUGAAUUUCUCACCUGGGUCAAAAUAUCCCUGAAGCCAUCACCCAACACUAUCCACUACCUUCUCACCCACUUCAAGGGCUUCUGGAACAUUAUCAACAACAUCUCCUUCCUCAGGGAUGGCAUCAUGAGAUAUGUGCUGACAUCUCGAUCCCACUUGAUUGAUAGUCCUCCGACCUUCAAUGCAGAUUAUGGUUACAAAAGCUGGGAAGCAUAUUCCAACCUCUCCUACUAUACGCGGACCCUCCCCCCUGUGCCAGAGGAUUGCCCAACCCCUAUGGGAGUAGUAGGUAAAAAGGAGCUGCCUGAUGCUAAGCUAUUGGCUGAGAAACUUCUAAUGAGAAGACAGUUCAUUCCGGAUCCACAGGGCACCAGUCUGAUGUUUGCAUUCUUCGCACAGCAUUUCACCCAUCAGUUCUUCAAAUCUGAUAUGAAGAAAGGACCUGCUUUUACUGUAGCUAAAGGCCACGGGGUGGACCUCAACCACAUUUAUGGAGACGGCCUCGAGAGGCAACACAAGCUCAGACUCUUAAAGGAUGGCAAGCUUAAAUAUCAGAUCCUGGAUGGAGAGGUGUACCCCCCUACAGUAAAGGAAGUAGGCGCUGAGAUGCACUACCCUCCCCACGUUCCUCACUCUCACCGCUUCGCUGUGGGCCACGAGGCGUUCGGCCUAGUCCCUGGUCUGAUGAUGUACGCCACCAUCUGGCUACGAGAACACAACAGAGUGUGUGAUGUGUUGAAGGAGGUCCACCCGGACUGGGACGACGAAAGGCUCUUCCAGACCACACGGCUAAUUCUGAUUGGAGAGACCAUCAAGAUUGUGAUCGAGGACUACGUGCAGCACCUGAGCGGCUAUAACUUCAAGCUCAAGUUUGAUCCCGAGCUGUUGAUCAACCAGCGCUUCCAGUACCAGAAUCGCAUUGCAUCCGAGUUCAACACCUUGUACCACUGGCACCCUCUGAUGCCUGAGAGUUUCCACAUUGAGGAGAAAGAUUACAGCUAUAAACAGUUUGUCUUCAACACCUCCGUAGUCACCGAGCACGGCAUCAGCAGCCUUGUGGAGUCGUUUACCAAUCAGAUUGCUGGACGGGUUGCUGGCGGCCGAAAUGUGCCAGGACCUCUCAUGUACGUGGCCAUUAAGUCCAUUGAAAACAGCAGACAAAUGCGCUACCAGUCUCUGAACGCCUACAGGAAACGCUUCUCCUUGAAGCCCUACAGCUCUUUUGAAGACCUUACAGGAGAGAAAGAAAUGGCCGCAGUGCUUGAGGAGUUCUACGGACACGUCGACGCUGUGGAGCUCUACCCGGGUCUGUUGGUGGAGAAGCCCAGGUCGAACGCAAUCUUUGGGGAGACCAUGGUGGAGAUGGGGGCCCCUUACUCUCUCAAGGGCUUAAUGGGGAACCCCAUCUGCUCCCCGGAGUACUGGAAGCCGAGCACAUUCGGAGGCAGCGUGGGCUUCAACAUCGUCAACACCGCCUCCCUGCAGAGGCUCGUGUGCAAUAACGUCCAGGGCCCCUGUCCCGUGGCAUCCUUUUAUGUACCCGACGUCAAAGACACAGGGUCCAUGAUCAUCAACUCAAGCACAUCCCACUCACGCGACAGUGAUAUCAACCCCACAGUCAUUUUGAAAGACAGGACUACUGAGCUCUAAUUUAUUUUUAUUUUUUAAGCAUAUUUUUUUAUUUAUUUAUUUAUUUUUGUAUUUAUUGUAUUCUAUUUAUAACACAACAUUUUUUUUAAUAUGUAAUUUUGUCUGCUUUUCAAGAACUAAAGUCUGUGGUUGUGUUUAUUUAUUGAAAGAUUCAUUGUAUUAUAAAUUAUUGUUACAGUAAUGACCUCAGAAACUUGAUACUUGAAGGUUAGUUUACAAUUUUAACUACAUAGUCGUUUACAUUAAAUUUCUAAUGUUCCCUUAGAUCAACUGCUACUGAAAUUAUACGGAUGUCCCAGUGUUUUACAAAGGCAUAGCAGUGAUGUUCCCAGUGAAAUUUGUGAUUGAUCUUGACUCAUUUGAUCCAAUGUUCCUACUUCAGUAUUGUUUUACCGAUAGUUUUUAUUUUUUUUAAAUUUUUAUUUUUAUUUUUUUUACUCCAGUCUGCGUAUUGGCUUUAGGUAAUUGGAAAUGGCAUUAAUAACUUAGCUGUACUGUUGUUCAGAAUUACAAUGUCAUUGAUCAGUUAUAUGGCCUUAAAAUAUCCAUGUACUUUAUAUGACCGUUUUGUUCUCAACGCCUAUUGACUUGCAAAGUUGACACUAAUAAAUGCUCCCAGGAAAGGGAGCCCAUUUCUCAGAAAUCGGCAUUGUUGUAUUUUUCAGUUUGACUCUGGUUGGGCUUUUACAUAAACUCUCUGAUGUUGCAAGAGCAAACAAGUUUCUCCUAUUAAGGAAACAAUGUAAUCAAAGUACUGGAUAAGUGUUAUGCACAUAACAAGUCAGAACUAAUGCAAUUUAUUUCUCUUAGAUUGGGGGUAUGGCAAUGUCAAACAAAUCCAAAAUGAAUUAAAGAAAAUUAUAAAAACAGACUUGUAGUACAUUCAUUUUACUAAAUGUUCCACAUAUUUAAAUGUUGUGAUUAAAGACAGAUACCUAAAUGAGAUGUAUCACAUUUGUGUUCUGAAUUUAUAUUUUAACAGAUUUGGAGGGCAAGAAAAUAUUUUUUUAUGCAUUUAUUUAUAAUACAUAAACGGAACAGCAAGAGG
This is a messenger RNA of Anarrhichthys ocellatus (wolf-eel), 2944 nucleotides long. RefSeq names its product prostaglandin-endoperoxide synthase 2b (gene ptgs2b). Gene Ontology annotation, molecular function: peroxidase activity; prostaglandin-endoperoxide synthase activity; heme binding. Gene Ontology annotation, cellular component: neuron projection; cytoplasm. The transcript has 10 exons. Gene Ontology annotation, biological process: cyclooxygenase pathway; response to oxidative stress. Bases 70 to 1896 code for a protein of 608 amino acids. NCBI's taxonomy places the organism in Eukaryota, Metazoa, Chordata, Actinopteri, Perciformes, Anarhichadidae. The record is from RefSeq and is a predicted model, not a curated record.